Fusarium musae is the source of this 1368-nucleotide messenger RNA. RefSeq lists its product as uncharacterized. Gene Ontology annotation, molecular function: transmembrane transporter activity. Lineage: Eukaryota; Fungi; Ascomycota; Sordariomycetes; Hypocreales; Nectriaceae. Bases 1 to 1368 code for a protein of 455 amino acids. The record is from RefSeq and is a predicted model, not a curated record. The transcript is spliced from 3 exons. Gene Ontology annotation, biological process: transmembrane transport.
AUGGGUCUGGGAGUCCUUCCUGAUCGUCACCUCGCCGAUGUCCCUGGCACAUCAUUCCUCAACGAGAAGGGUGUCACUUCGAGCCUAGAGGACCCUAAAGAGAAUGAUCAUGCCAACCUCAAGCACGAUCCGACCGGCAAGAUCGUCCUUGUCCCCCAACCGUCCGACGACCCCAACGAUCCUCUCAACUGGCCGAGAUGGAAGAAAGAAAUGUUUACUGUCUCCAUCAUCGUCGGCUGUGGCUGUGUCGGUGCUAUAGGACCUCUUCUCGGUCCAGCAUUGGUACCCAUUGCUGAAGAAUUCGACGUACCUCUUCAGAGGUUCAGCCUCGGUUUCACUGGGUCUCUCCUCAUUGCUUUGGCGUUUGGCAACCUCUUCUGUAACUCGUUGGCAAUGAUGAUUGGCAAGCGGCCAGUGUACCUCAUCACUACAUUAGGUCUCCUCUGCUCAACGAUCUGGACCGCUGUAGCCAAGGACUUCAUCUCGCUUGCCCUCUCCCGUGCUAUCCAGGGUUUUUGCAUGUCGCCAAUGGAGGCUCUGGUUCCGGCAUCGAUCUCUGAUAUCUGGUUUGUUCAUCAAAGAGGAUUUCGGAACGCGGUUUUCAACUUGGGUGUCCUUGGUGGCAUCAAUCUUGCUUCACCCAUUGCGGGCGCGAUCAUUGACAAAUACGGCUAUAAGACUUGUCUCUGGGCUAUGGCUGGUGCAUUUGGGCUUCAGCUUGUACUUACCUUCUUCUUCAUGCCCGAGACAGCUUACAAGCGCUCCACCAGCUCAGACGUCCCAGUGGAAUCUCAUGUGGAGGGACGUUCUACUGUGGAUGACAAGAAGGAGUGUGUAUCUGAGGUUGAAAACAGAGCUUCAGUUUGCGACAAUGCACCUAUCCCUGAAGCACACUCAUUCAUCUAUACUCUUCGACCCUGGAGCGGUUAUUAUGACGCGUCUGGCUUCUGGUAUAAACCCGAAUUCCGUCUUCCAAUCCUCGUUCUUCUGACUACACUUGGCGGCAGUGGCUUUUUUGGCUACGGCCAGAGCCUUUCGAACGGCGAGCCUUGGCCUAUCCCUGUCAUCGUCUGCUUGGGCAUGAUCAACCUCGGAGUCCAAUUCGGCAUCGUUGGCCUUGUUUCCUAUGUCGUCGACUCGCAUCGUCGUGAGGCUGUUGAAGCAUACGCAAUGAUGAGCUUUACCAAGAAUGUCUUUGCCUUUGGCAUGAGCUUCUAUAUGAACGACUGGAUUGAGUACCAAGGUGUGAGGAAUGCCUUCUUUGUGAUUGGCGGUAUAACUAUAGCACUCACCAUGGCUACCAUCCCCAUGUACAUCUUUGGCAAGAGAGCACGAAGCUUGGCAUUUCGUCAUGGCUUUCUUCAGUAG